AAGUCCAGGGAGUUUCAACACCCAAAACUCAACAUUUACACAGACCAGACCAGACCAUCUCUCUCUCUCUCUCUCUCUCAAAUUUCCUCUUUUGGAGAGGCAGAGAGGCAUUGCAAUAUCUCUCUCCAAAACCCCAUUAAGAAAUCCAAUUAAUCCUCGCUCUCUCUGAGAUGGGUGGGAAGAAAUUCGCAGUGCUUCUGUGCGCAGAGGACACGGAGUUUGUGAAAAAGACGUACGGGGGAUAUUUUGGGGUGUAUCUGAGAAUGCUGGCGGAGGAGGGGGAGGCUUGGGACUUGUACCGGGUGGCGUGCGGUGAGUUUCCGGAGGAUGAUGAGAUUGAAAGCUACGAUGGGUUUGUGAUAUCCGGAAGCAGCAGGGAUGCCCACGGCACUGAUGCCUGGAUCUGCAGGCUUCUCUCCCUCCUCCAGAAAUUGGAUUCCAUCAGGAAAAAAGUUCUCGGCAUUUGCUUUGGUCAUCAGAUAUUGAGCCGUGCAUUGGGAGGAAAAUCUGGCAGAGCCAUCACAGGCUGGGAUAUCGGAAUCCGAACCAUCCACGUGUCAUCAUCUUCCAAGGCCUUAUCCACUCUCAAAAUUCCAGCUCUUCUCUCCAUAUAUGAAAUCCAUCGAGAUGAGGUGUGGGAACUGCCGCCUAAGGCUGAGUUAAUUGCCUGGUCGGAUAAGACUGGUGUGGAGAUGUUUAAGUAUGGAGAUCACAUGAUGGGAAUCCAAGGACACCCCGAGUACACCAAAGACAUUCUUCUCAAUCUUAUCGAUCACCUUGCCAAACUCGAAUACAUCUUGGACUCGGAAACUGAAGAAUUGAAGGCCAAGGUGGAGGCAUGUGAGCCAGACAGAGAGGCAUGGAAGAGGGUUUGCAGAAGCUUUCUCAAGGGUGAAUUAUGAUGAUAAAUGACUAAUUUAUGAGAAAGAAA
Molecule: messenger RNA, 931 nt
Organism: Pyrus x bretschneideri (Chinese white pear)
Lineage: Eukaryota; Viridiplantae; Streptophyta; Magnoliopsida; Rosales; Rosaceae
Product: gamma-glutamyl peptidase 5-like
Exons: 4
Coding region: 171-902 (243 amino acids)
Cellular component (GO): cytosol
Source: RefSeq, a predicted model, not a curated record